CGGCCUGGAGCCUGUCCCCAAGUCCAACCAAUGGGAGUAGUGUUAAGGGCUCCGCCCUCGACUACUUUCCAGCGCUCGGCAAAGCCGCCAGGCCCGCCCACUGACUCCGCGGAGCUGGGUCGCCCCUGUUCUACCCAGAUCGGGAUGGCAGCGACGCUGAUCCUGGAGCCCGCGGGCCGCUGCUGCUGGGACGAGCCGCUGCGCAUCGCAGUGCGCGGCCUGGCCCCGGGGCAGCCGGUCACGCUGCGCAAGUCCCUGCGCGACGAAGAGGGCGCGCUCUUCCGGGCCCGCGCGCGCUACCGCGCCGACGCCCGCGGCGAGCUGGACCUGGAGCGCGCGCCCGCGCUGGGAGGCAGCUUCGCGGGGCUCCAGCCCAUGGGGCUGCUGUGGGCGUUGGAGCCCGAGAAAGCCUUGGUGCGGCUGGUGAAGCGCGACGUGCGGACGCCCUUCGCCGUGGAGCUGGAAGUGCUGGACGGCCACGACCCCGAGCCCGGGCGGCUGCUGUGCCGGGCGCAGAACAAGCGCGACUUUCUCCGGCCGGGGGUGCGGCGCGGGCCCGGUGCGCGCGGGCCCGGUGCGCGCCGCGCUCUUCCUGCCGCCGGAUUUGAAGACCUCCCCGAAGAUCUGAAUGAUGUACAUCUGGAGUACUUUGAAGAAGUCGUGGACUUUUUGCUGCAGCAUCCAAAGGUGAAAGGUCCUAGUAUUGGGCUUCUUGGAUUUUCCAAAGGAGGUGACCUGUGUCUCUCAAUGGCUUCUUUCUUGAAGGGCAUCACAGCCACUGUACUUAUCAAUGCCUGUGUAACCAACACAGUAGCUCCUCUACAUUACAAGGAUAUGAUUAUUCCUAAACUUGUCGAUGAUCUAGGAAAAGUAAAGUCAGGAUUUCUCACUUUUAUGGACACUUGGAGCAAUCCACUGGAGGAACACAAUGACCAAAGUCUUGUUCCAUUGGAAAAGGCGCAGGGGCCCUUCUUGUUUAUUGUCGGCAUGGAUGAUCAAAGCUGGAAGAGUGAAUUCUAUGCUCAGAUAGCCUCUGAAAGGCUACAAGCUCAUGGGAAAGAAAGACCCCAGAUAAUCUGUUGCCCAGAAACUGGUCACUGUAUUGACCCACCUUAUUUUCCUCCUUCUAGAGCCUCUGUGCAUGCUGUUUUGGGUGAGGCAAUAUUCUAUGGAGGUGAGCCAAAGGCUCACUCAAAGGCACAGGUAGAUGCCUGGCAGCAAAUUCAAACUUUCUUCCAUAAACAUCUCAAUGGUAAAAAAUCUGUCAAGCACAGCAAAAUAUAACAUUGUAGCCACAGACCAGAUACCAUUAAUAAAAAUCCUAUUCAUACAA
Molecule: messenger RNA, 1333 nt
Organism: Pan troglodytes (chimpanzee)
Lineage: Eukaryota; Metazoa; Chordata; Mammalia; Primates; Hominidae
Gene: ACOT6
Product: acyl-CoA thioesterase 6
Biological process (GO): acyl-CoA metabolic process; fatty acid metabolic process
Molecular function (GO): fatty acyl-CoA hydrolase activity
Source: RefSeq, a predicted model, not a curated record